AUGGAUCGCCAGAUUUCUUAUAAUGGUGCCUUAACUUCCUCUUCUUUACCCUGCAAUUUCCCUGGCUCACGUUCCCCAACCCUUAUGAAGCACCCAUUGCCUCCGAAACCUCCAAUUUCCAUCCAGAACAGGCCCUUUGCGAACCAUCACGCAACUGCUUCUUCCAAUGGGGUGUGUAGCAGCCCUCGCGCAGAUAGCGUUAUUGGUCCAUCCGGCGAAGGUUCAGUCACCGGGCUUGAGGAUGACUGUGAUGAGACAAGCAGCAUUAACAGCGACGACUUGCUCCACCCAGAUGAACUAUUCUCUAGAAUACCGACAAGAAGUGAUACUGAUAGCUGCGAAGCUUCAGUAGCCCACAAAAAUAUGGAUAGCGGUUCCGAAACAAGUUCAGCUGCAUCCAAAGUUCGUGGGAUAAGCGUGCCCGGCGAAAGCCAACCCGAUGUUGCCGAUGACGGCCGAAGUGGUGAGAUCAGCCCAAUGAUUCCGCUUUCUGAUGGGAGCAAGAGUGGCUUGUCCAAUAUGUUGGGAUCAGAGGAUUCGAUGGCUUCCUGCCAGUUGGAUGAAGAAUCACAAGUCACUUUCUCUGGAUGCAGAGGGCUCCAGCCUGUGACCGAGACUACCGUGUAUAGCCCAUCUAGAAUCUCCCGGUCAAAGUGUCAUCGUCGGAAGGAGCCCGCGUGCAGCAUGUUGGGGUACGCCGAGCUCGCCACGGGCAGGGGCCCUCGAACCAGGGCAAGGGCUCGAGCGGAAGCAUCUCGUUCAUUCCCCAGCCGCCAUCGGGGCCGGCCUUACUCAGAUGCGGAAGAUGCGCUCCUUCGUGAAUUAGUGUACCGAAAACUUGAAUGGGAACAUAUCGAGGAGGAAUUCGGUCGGAGGUUCACUGGAAGGGAUUUGAAAUCUUUGCAAAGACGAUGGUCAAGAAAUUUGAAGUUUGAAGCCCGGCCGGUGACAAGUUCAUAG
Messenger RNA from Aspergillus welwitschiae, 960 nucleotides. RefSeq lists its product as uncharacterized. Bases 1 to 960 code for a protein of 319 amino acids. NCBI's taxonomy places the organism in Eukaryota, Fungi, Ascomycota, Eurotiomycetes, Eurotiales, Aspergillaceae. The record is from RefSeq and is a predicted model, not a curated record. The transcript has 3 exons.